CCAAGAUGGCUGAUAAGUUAGGCGAUAUUACGUUCCUUUAUCUUUUACAAACAGUAUUCGAAGGCUUUACUUAAAUUACCCUUGGUGAGAGUAAUAAUUUGAAUAUUUUAUUUUCCAUAGGUAAUAAAGAAUCAUUUAAUAUAAAAAGUAAUUAUUUCUUCUUUUAUAAAGUACUGCAACAUUGAAGAAAUUUGUGUUAAUUUGGCGUUUUUACUUGGUGCACUGCUGUUUUCCGAUUGGCUAGAAUUUGGCGGUGGGCAAUGUCAGAAGAAAGAUUGAAUGCAAAUGAUUUGGAAGGACUGCAGGCUGAGAAUGGUUGGCUAAGAAAGACAGAAAAUAACCAUCACGAAGAAAGUAUAUGGACUACACAAGACAAGUGUCUUUCACUUGAAUGUCCAGAGAAAAAUUUAGGCCAGUCAAGGAAGAAACGAAAGUUUAGAGAAGGACUGGAUGUUUUGUGUAGAUGGACUGAUGGACUUUUGUAUCUUGGAGUUAUCAUUAAGGUUGAAGAAAAACUGAAAAAAGCACUGGUGAGAUUUGAGGAUUCUUCAGAGUACUGGACUUUGUUCAAAGAUAUGCAAAGAGGUAAUAUGUCUGGUGGAGAAAUUGUUUGUGUAAAGUGUGAAAAUGGACAGUCUGAUCCUCCAAAUGAAAUUGUCAUCUGUGAUCACUGUAAUUUAGGUUAUCAUCAGCACUGUCAUAGACCUAAGAUUUCUUCAGAAGUCUUAAAACCAGAGGUUCCUUGGUAUUGUAGGAGCUGCAUAUUUGCUUCCACAGCUAAGAAAGGAGGAGCAGUUAAAAAAGGAUUGUAUGGACAAGUCAUGCAACAAAUGAAGAUGACACUUCCAUAUGAUCUUUAUACUUUAACUUGGGAUGCCCAACACAAAUUCAACAGUGAGCAGUGUUACUGCUAUUGUGGAGGUCCAGGAGAGUGGUAUUUAAAGAUGCUCCAGUGCUGUCGAUGUAAGCAAUGGUUUCAUGAAGCAUGUCUGCAGUGUUUAGACUUUCCUCUUCUGUAUGGAGACAGAUUUUAUAUUUUUGUUUGCUCUGUGUGCAAAGGUGGACCAGAAUUUAUAUCCAGAUUAGCUCUAAAAUGUACUACCCAUUUUUCCAUGAAAAAAAAUUGCAUGAAAAGUUUUGAUUCAUCAAAUGAUUCAUCUACUUCAACCAAUGGGCAAAAAUUAAUGAGGUGUUCAAUGGAAGCUAUGAAUAGGAAGAGAAAGAUUCCAAGAUCAAAUAGUUCCAGGAGUAGGUACUCUAAGAAUUCUGGUCAGUGCUUAACCAUUAAGCAGAAUAUAUCUGACAGUGACGAUGCAUCUUCUCGAAAUACUCUUGACACAAUCAUUCCUCCACCCACGAACUUUGAAGGAAUCAACCAUCCCUUCAGAGAACUAGAUCAACCAUUGAGUAGUUCUCCACAGUCACAACCAAUGAAAAAUCAGCUUAACGAAGAUGACUUUCAGGACUUUAGGAAUGGGGAAUUUAUAAAAAAAGUUAAAAGGAGAAGGAAGAGAGAAAAUAACACUAAAAAGACGUGGGUGAAUUUGUGUGGAAACAAACGACUGGCAAUUGAUAAUGGCUUAGAAAACUCCCUAGUCAGUAUUUCUAAAAACUUGAAUCUUUCUCCUGAAAAUCUGUACACCUCUGUAAGUAAUUAUCUUGGAUCAACUAAUCGUAUAACUAGAGGUGAGAAGUUCAGAGUACUUGCACGGAGAGUGACACUUGAGGGCAUUGUGCAGUAUCUAAUUGAAUGGGGAGGUACACCAACGUAAUAGAAAUUAAAAAAUAGGUGUACAUGUGUAAUUGUUUUCUCUUUACCUGGUCAUGGUUAUUAGACGAGAAUGAUUUUUUGUGUUUCUUGCUUCAUUUGAACAUGUAAUUUUGUGGUUUUUAGCUACUAAAAAUAAUAUUGAAGUUUUAACUUAACAGGUUUUUGUUAAAAAUUAAAAAAUAAACAGG
This is a messenger RNA of Limulus polyphemus (Atlantic horseshoe crab), 1959 nucleotides long. Its product is annotated as metal-response element-binding transcription factor 2-like. Gene Ontology annotation, cellular component: nucleus. Gene Ontology annotation, biological process: regulation of DNA-templated transcription; chromatin organization. Gene Ontology annotation, molecular function: DNA binding; chromatin binding. Lineage: Eukaryota; Metazoa; Arthropoda; Merostomata; Xiphosura; Limulidae. The record is from RefSeq and is a predicted model, not a curated record. The transcript is spliced from 12 exons. The coding region runs from base 261 to 1772 and encodes 503 amino acids.